Messenger RNA from Capsella rubella, 1043 nucleotides. RefSeq names its product serine/arginine-rich splicing factor SR45a. The transcript has 8 exons. Gene Ontology annotation, biological process: positive regulation of mRNA splicing, via spliceosome. Gene Ontology annotation, cellular component: spliceosomal complex. The record is from RefSeq and is a predicted model, not a curated record. Lineage: Eukaryota; Viridiplantae; Streptophyta; Magnoliopsida; Brassicales; Brassicaceae. Gene Ontology annotation, molecular function: RNA binding. The coding region runs from base 87 to 800 and encodes 237 amino acids.
GGGAAACGAAGAAGUAAUUUUACGCUUCCUUGCUUACACUAAACCCUAACUCUCCGUUCUCGAUCGCGACCUCUGUUUCUUUCGCAAUGGCGGAUUCUCCUCCAAGAAGAAGGGAUUCACGAUCUCCUUCACCCCGGAAAGGACGAGCCAGAUCCAGGUCAAGAUCUAGAUCCAGGUCGAGGCUUAGGUCCAGGUCUAGGUCACGAUCGUUGCCUAGACCCAUAUCUCCGUUGAGAAGCCGUGGGAGGUCAAGGUCAAGAAGCCGUGGAAGAGGUGAAGUUGAAAACCCUGGUACAACGCUCUAUGUGACUGGUCUAUCUACAAGAGUCACUGACAAGGAUCUUGAAGCACAUUUCUCCAAGGAAGGAAAGGUUGCGUCUUGUUUUCUUGUGAUGGAGCCGCGUACCCGUGUGUCUCGUGGUUUUGCCUUUGUUACAAUGGAUAGCCUUAAAGAUGCUGAGCGGUGCAUUAAAUAUCUCAACCAGUCCGUACUAGAAGGCCGAUACAUAACUGUCGAAAGGUCCCGGAGAAAGCGCCCGAGAACUCCCACCCCAGGCCACUAUCUUGGCUUGAAAAGCUCCAGAGAAAACGAUCGAGAAGGCCAUAGCAGUCGAGGGAGGCACUAUGACCGUGAUGAUUAUAGAGACCGUAGGUCACCAAGACGUGACUAUUCACCUCGUGAUGAGAGAAGGUCUAGAAGAGAGAGGUCUUACUCUCCUUAUGGAAGAAGCCCAGAGAGAAGGUCAGAAAGAAGGUCAGAGAGGUCAGAGAGAAGGUAUGAACCCCGUGGCUCUAGAUGACCUGUUUCAUCUUCUUGACAAAAGAAUUCAACAAAUCACAUCUGUUGAUUUAGGCUGUGUAAUUGAUCAUCCUUAAAAUAGCACAAAGAUUCUGUCAGGCUGACACUUUUGGUUUCAUGUGUUUUCUGUUGUUGCGUUUUAUUCUGUCAGAACUCGGUGAAGUGAAAACUACAAACUCUAACAGCUUCUCUGUUAUGUCGCUACACUAGUUUUUUUUAGUGAAUCGGAAUAUUUUUGUGAUCA